GCCAACGCUGGGACUGGGUCCUCGUGACCGGGCCGGCCACCUGUUAUCUCAGAACCACCUGAGUCAACCGAGACACUUGGAGGCUGAACAGAAGGCAGAAGCUUCACCAGCAGACUGCUGAGAGGAAACUUCUCCUGGAAGAGCCAGGAAGCCUUUGAUCUUGAAUGAUUGCAGUUCGAAGACAGGAAGCCGACUGACCGACCGACCGAUCGACCGACCGACUGACUGACAGACCGAGCGAUCGGCCGACCGGCCAACUGACAUCAUCACUGAAUCCCUGGCCUCACUCUUGGGACCUGGGAGAUUCCAGGAAGAAGUUUGAGUCCAGCAGGACCACAGGAGAUCUACUUGGACACCAGCAGCCAAGGUCCAGGUCUCCCUGGUCUCGGCCUCUGAGCACACACAUCACAACCUUACCCGUCUUCAGAGCGCCCGCCGUUCCCAUCGACGACAUGCUAGAACCCUCUGAAGACUCAUUUGAGACGAUGAUGGAGCUUAAGAAUCCAUCAUCAAAACAAAUGGAGUCCUCCGAGGGCUCAUCCAACACCGUUGAGGAGGCACCAGGCAGCAGCGCAGCGGAGGCCGAGGUGGUGGGCUCCGACAGUGGCCCAGCCCAGCAAAGCAACGAGCCACCCAGUGGCCCCCCCCAGGAAAUGCAAGAGCUUCCAACUGAUCCACUACAAGACAUGGAAGAGCCACUCAGUGGCCCACAUGAAGAAGGAGAGGCUUCACCCAAUGACCAAAAUACGGAGGAGUCAUGUGAUGGUUCACAACAGGAAGAGACGGAUUCAUUCAGUGAGGAAUCUGAAAGCAUGGAGGAUCCACCAAUCAACGUAUCUGAGACCCCGUCAGAGGAAGAUGACACUGACCUAAGUGAUGAUGAUGAUGAGGAUGAGGAUGAUGAUGAGGAUGAGGAUGAAGAGGGGGAUCAACCGGAAAAAUCUCCAGAAGAAAUCAUGGCCAUGAUGGGGUCCAUCAUAAACACGUACCUCCGAAUGCAAGACGUCCAAGAACAACAGAGAGUGGCUGAGCGCAUCGUGAUGCGAGCCAUUGAUGAAGGCCGCCUGCCCCCCAUCAGGCCCUUCUCUGGAGAUCGCAGAGAUUACCACGAGUUCAUUGUGCUCUGCCAAGUGACCCUACAGAGCUACCCAUCAAUGUUCUACAACGAUCCCCUGCGGGUCAAGUUUGUCAUGCGCCACCUGUGUGACCUGGCCUUAGACUGGGCAAACGACCUGGUGGAGCAGAACAGCCCGGUGAUACACGACUUCUCAGCCUUCCUUGAGGCCAUGUCAGAAAAGUUUGAGUACCGGAAUACACUGCGCAUGGCUGAAAAUGCCAUGUUCAACAUCAGGCAGGGCAAACGCUCCGUGGCUGAUUACAUCAAUGAGUUCCAGAGUCUGAUACCCACCUUAGGCUGGCCAGAUGAAGUCCUGCAGGCCCACCUAUGCCAGGGGCUCAAUGAAGACAUCAGGCAUUAUCUCUUCCGGAUCCCUCAGCCAGAUUCCCUGGAGAACCUGUUCGUGCUGGUCCUGCAAAUUGAAGAUAAGCUGGCAGAGAGAAGGGCUGUGCUCAGGCUGCCCCCGGAGUCCCGCCCCCGGAACAUGACCUGGAUCGACUCACCUGCCCCGGAGAAGUGGAUGGUGAGCAGCUGGCUGCCCCAUGCGUGUGACCCAGACAUUGAUCGUGACCACCUCUUCCUGCUGCUCCUGGUGAGGGUGAAUCCCUACCACAGUGUCGCGGUGCAGGCCCUGGUGGACUCAGGAGCAGAAGGGAACUACAUGGAUGAGAGGUUUGCCCAAGAGCACUACGUGGAGCUCUAUGAGAAAACGUACCCACAGACGAUCCAAACCGUGGAUGGCUCCCUGAUCGGCAAUGAACCUGUCUGGCUGUACACCGAACCUCUGCUGUGUGUCCACCAGAAACACUACGAGUCCAUCGAAUUUGACAUCGUACCUUCACCCAACUUCUCCGUGGUCUUAGGCAUGAAGUGGCUCCGAACCCACGACCCUGAAAUUGACUGGCACAGAGGCCGCUGCACCUUCCACUCUCCCUACUGCCUGAGGAAUUGCUUCCAAGCACCCCCACCAUGCAUCGCUCUGGAGAAAUACAGCUUCAGCCUGCUACCCGGAUUGCCACCAACAUACUCAGACCUGGCCGACGUGUUUAACCCGAAGGAAGAAGCAGAUGAUGAGACUUCCGACCAGCCAAGCUCAGACGGAUCCGAUGAUCUUUCUGAAUCAGAGCCCUCUGAGCUUCAGCAGGCUGGAGACAGUGAUCACAGAGACGUCUUUUUCGAGUGUCGUCCCAGAAAGGCUGCGAAACCUCUGCGUUCCAGGAUACAAGACAAAGCCAGGCAGCAAGAGGAAUACUGGGUACUGUAUGACAUGCUGACUGACAGACAGGACUACAUACAGAUGAUACCAGAACUGUUUGACCAGUUACAUGGAGCUGCAUGGUUCACAAAACUGGAGCUACUUGGGGGUGAGGUUAAGGAAGAGGAUGUGGACUACAGCUUCACGCGCACAGAAGACACAUGGAGAGCGGCAUUCGGGUUGACCAUGCACCAGAUGAGAUGCUACCGGCCCUUCACACAAAACUCCUACUCCGACGAAGCGGACAACGAAAUUCACUUUAUCCUAAAAGACAUCCUAGGUCUCUACGUGAUUUGCCACAGGAAUGAGGUCCUGGUCUACUCCAUGAGCCAAGAGGAGCACUCCCUGCAUGUCCGCCAAGUCCUGGUCCGCUUCCGCUACCACAACGUCUACUGCUCGUUAGACAAAAGCCAGUUCCACCGCCAGACCGCAGAAAUCUUGGGCUUCGUCCUGUCCCCCAAAGGGGUGAAACUGAACAAGACGCUCAUGAACCUCAUCACGGGGUGCCCUGUCCCCCUCAACAGAAGGUGCCUACAAAGCGUGAUCGAACUUGUCUACCCCUAUCGCCACUUCGUGGAGCACUUCGCCAUCAUCGCGGAGCCCCUGGUGAGGCAGCUGCUGAGCACAGAGCCCUUCUCCUGGGGGGAAGAGGAGCAGGAGGCCUUUGAGUCCCUGAAGAGGGCGUUCCGCAGGUCGCCCCUCCUCUACCACCCGAAGCCUCAGAACCCAUUCUACUUGGAGACAGGCACCAACGGGCCAUUCAUGUAUGCCUCCCUGCUCCAGACUGAUGAGGCAACUGGCAAAAAAGCUACCUGUGCUUUCUACUCACGACACCUCUCCCCAAUCGAGGUAGAGUACCCUCAAGUGGAGAUGAGGAUCCUCCCAAUCCGGGCUUCCUUCAUGGUGUGGUGCCGCUACCUGGAGAACACCGAGGAGCCCAUCAUGAUCCUUCUCAACACAGAGGAUCUAGCCUCUCUGAAUAAUGACAGGCUCACCGUACUUCUCCCCGGGCAUUGGGUCUUCUUCUUCUCUCACUUCAACUUUGAUGUUAUGGAGCUGCCUGAUCAACGUGAUGCCCGAGCCCUGUACCUUGGGAGAGGUCGAAUUCAUAGAGGCUUAAAAGGAAGCUAUAUGCGGCCACUGCUGCUCCUGGCCAUGAGGGGAGGCCACAGGGAGCCACUCUCUGAUUCCGAGGACGAGGACGAGGAGGACAGCGAAGACAGUGAAGAAGAAUCAGAACAGGAGUCACUGGAUGAGCCGAAUGGGCUGCAGGAGCUCCUGUCUGCCAUCCCAAUAAACCAGAUCCUCAACAGCCUCCUAGCCCGCUUUAGCGUGGCCCAAAUCCGAUCCGUUGUCCUACAUUUCUUCCGGGGCCUGCUCUAUUGGAAGAACGUCCUGGGGGUGGCAGUCCUCCUAGUGAUGAUGAGGGUGAGGCAGCAGCAACUCUCCCCACUGCCUGCCCCCUCUUUGGAGGUGGCCAGGCCUCAGCCCCAGCCCACGCUCCGACUCAUCCUGGACUCAACCCUUGUCGCAAGCAGUGGCAUGGCCACAGCCAUCGCCCAACUGCUCAGCCAGAUGCCCCCUGUAGCGGGUGCCAAUACCAUCCCUGCUCGAGAGCUGGCUGAGCUGUUCCUGAGCCCGAGGUGCUGGCGUCGGAAUGCCCUGCACACGCAGCCCCCACGGGGCAUACGGUUCACCCCUGGGUUCUGGUUGACCCUGUGUGAGUUCUUUGGCGUGAGAGCCAACCCCGAGGGGGACAGUUUUCCUGACCCGCACCAGCCCCGAUACCUAGAGCUGCACGUCGUUGGCGAUGAAGAUGUCGUCUUGCGAGAAGCCCUGCAAGACGACCUGCAACGUUACCGUCAGUGUGGCCUGCAUGACGGCCUGCAAGACACCUCGCAGGACGCGCAGGACAACGACGUGCAAGAAGAGGACCUGCUUGACCGAGAAGAAGCGGUCACCGUCCGCCCACGAAACCUGAUGGACCCCGAGGUCCUAGACUUCCUCAACAACCGCCUACUCUACAUCCUUGGUGCCGAUGGCCGGCUCACUCUGCUUAGCAGAGAUGAGGUGGCCCGGGCCCUCGCACGAUUCUUCACCAUGGCCUACAGAAUGGCCAACCGUUCCACAGCCAGGGAACGGGCAAGGCUGGAAGAACUGUCUGAUUCAGAUGAUGAACUUGACUAAACACACAUCAAAGUCUCUGUUGUGCUCUCCUGUGCCUCAGCCAGCUUCACUCAAAUCCAGUGCCCCCUCUUGUCACUCCUGACCCAAGGGGAACCCAUUUGUGAAGGGCCAUCACUUCAACUCAUCAACCAGCGAAAUCAUCUGUGCUAAAGGACUAGCUAACUGUCAGCGUCCCAGAGCCAGCCAAAACUGUGUAACCCUGUCCUAACUGUCCAGGCCCCAGGCCCACAGCCGGGAGUGAGAUCAAUGAGGAGAAAGCAGUGAUGAGCAAUGAUGACCCCGUGUCACCCCAGGCCGGAUGCAGGCACAGCAGGCGCAGGCAAGCAAGCAGAUGCCAGGGACCCCCCACCACCCGAGUGGCAUGCGGACGCCUGUGCAUCCUGGGACACUGACCUUGGGUGCUCCACUGACUUCUACCUCCACACCGGUGCUCCAACUUCCCUGGGCCCCGCCCCCACCCCUCCCAACCUCCCAAGGUGCCAUGCUUCCCACAACCCCAGCCCACCCUGCAAGCAAGCCCCACCCCCACUACCCAUCUGGUCCAGCUCCGUUGACACUUCAUCUGACCCUGAACUCUGAUCUUACCUGGGCAGAGCUGUGCUCCACGGAGCAUCCGACGUACCAGUGUGACUUACCUGAUGGACUUGCCUGCCCUAAGGGUCCCCUGAGAAUCAGGGGACAUCACAAAGGGUGGUAGCACCAAAUGGGGCUCCCUUUCCCUCCCCAAACUGAAAUGUGGACAGUGCAGGGGACAGAGACCUCACAUAAAGGAGGGAGCCCCCAAGAGACAUGGGCAAAGUCCUAGAAGUCCAGCCGACUGGGCCAAGGAGCCAAGAGUGCUCUGACCAGACCACAGCUUUCUGCCACGGGAAGGAAAUCCUUCCCAUACUUUCCCAGCCCACACCUGCUUUUGCUGUACAAAUAAAGAAAAUAAAAGAUCAUCUGACUUUGUGGUUUGUUCUAAAAGGGAAGAGGUGAAUAGAAGGAGACAGGUUUGGGGAACAAUGAGCGUGGGGGCAGGAAGGAUGGAGGGUGUAGAGAGGGUUGGGGUGGGAAAGUUCAAGGGUGGAAAGGAAGGGAAUGGGAGGGCUGGACUCUCGGCUGAAACAGCCCAUGGAGACACACAGCAACAGGCCUCCCUUCUUUUCCCAAAGAGAGGGAAGCCACUUCACUCUGGCCACCUCAGGCUCUUUCCAAGGGGAACUACACAUGGGAAAUGGACACAGGGUUCAUAGGGCAGAGAGGGUGCCCAGAAAUCCUUGUCCUCACCUGGUCUCAGCCUUCUAGUCACAUGAGAAGCAAAAAAUGGCCAAAAUGUGCUCAAUGCCCCCAGCUACGGAGGGUGGGCAGGGACUGCUUUGAAACCAUUCCUACAGUUGCCGCCCCCCCCCCCCUCAGAAGGCCUGAAUCCUUGCCUUAAAAAUGUUUAUCCUGAGAGCACGUUGCUCUGGGGAGGUGGGAGGGACUUCUGAGGGAGUAGGGAAAUAGGGGAAAUAGCCCUUACUCAGUUUAUAGCCCUACCCAGGAACAACCCCCCCCCCACAGGAAGUCUGCGAAAAGGCUAGGGGUACAAAACCAAGGACCCCUCCCAGUGUGACCUCUAUGACAUUAUGGAGAUACAAUGCACAGGUGCCUCCCAAAGAGAUACUAGCUCUGCCUUUACAUCCUGCCUGAAACCUGUCCCUGAGUUAUCCUGAUAAUGUGUCAAGGCCCUGAAUACCCAGCAUGAUGUGACAAACUCCCUCACGGCUUUGAGCUCCCCACCUGUAGCAGCAGAGUUGGGCUUGGGUCCCAGAGAAACACUCCUGAGGUCCCAAGAUCGUAUCCCUCCAUGCUCUCUCCAGCCCACACCGGGAUAACUGUACCCUGAUGGGCCUAAAGAGGCAACUGGCUGCUGCCUAGUCUCCUUAACAAGUACUCUACCCCUGACGGUACCACCAUGAGAUCAUGGGCAGGAUCCCAGGCUUAAGGUCAGGGGCUCAGCCUCAUCUCAGCACUUCCUCUUGCUCUAAGGAAGUCCCCACAUGUAGCAGCAGAGUUGGGCUUGGGUCCCAGAGAGACACUCCUGAGGUCCCAAGAUCGUAUCCCUCCAUGCUCUCUCCAGCCCACACCAGGAUAACUGUACCCUUAUGUGGCUAAAGAGGCAACUGGCUGCUGCCUAGUCUCCUUAACAAGUACUCUACCCCUGACGGUACCACCAUGAGAUCAUGGGCAGGAUCCCAGGCUUAAGGUCAGGGGCUCAGCCUCAUCUCAGCAUUUCCUCUGGCUCAUAAGAAAGUUCCCAAUGGCCUCCAAUAAGCUCCUGAAUACAGGACAACCUCUCCUACCAUGCAGAACAUAGGGGGCCUUCUAUAAGAUUUCAAAAGGAUCACAAAGUUGAGAGCAACCAACACAGAGUUUCUACCCUCCAU
Molecule: messenger RNA, 6970 nt
Organism: Psammomys obesus (fat sand rat)
Lineage: Eukaryota; Metazoa; Chordata; Mammalia; Rodentia; Muridae
Gene: Rtl1
Product: retrotransposon Gag like 1
Exons: 4
Coding region: 453-4559 (1368 amino acids)
Source: RefSeq, a predicted model, not a curated record